AAAAAAUUUAUCUCUUACAUCACACAAAGGCUGUAAGAUCUUCCUCGAUGUAACUGGAUUUCAAUUAAAUGAGAUCUUACUAAUGAGCUAAGAAUCUUUUAGAUUGUUGUUUUGCGCUUUUGAUAUUAGGGUUCAUGAAUGGGAAGGCAUCUCAAACGAUAUUUUAACAGACCAUAAUAUGUGUCUCAAAGAAGCCAUAGCUGGAGAGAUGCCAGCCACUAAGCAUGUUCUCUGCAUAUGGAUGGUUGUUGGAAAGUUUCCAUCCUGGUUUAAUGCCGGUCUUGGGGAGCGGUACACCGACUGGAAAGCUGAAUUCCACCGCCUCUACCAUUUGGAAUCCGUGGAGGAGUUGGAGUUGGGUUGGAGAGAUAUGGUGAACCCUUUUGGACUGCACACAAGCAGACACAUAAACAAUUUGUAUGCCUCACGUUCCUUGUGGUCUUUACCAUACCUGAGAAGCCAUUUUCUAGAUGGAAUGACUUUGACUGGCCGAUCGAAAGCCAUUAACGCCUUUAUUCACAGGUUGUUGAGCGCACAAAUCCUGCUAGCUCACUUUGUAGAACAAGUAUGUUCUCUUCUCCACUCUGACAGUGUUAAUUCAUUGCUAGUCUAGUAAGAAGAGGGCCAUGGAUAGUGAAGUGAGCUAUUUCAAGCUCUUAGGCCAUCUAUGCAUUAAUUGUUCAAGUAUUUAGUUUAUAGGGUUUAUGCAUUUUAAUCUCAUGAAAUGGUACCGUACGUGUAAAGGUGCUAAGUAGGUAAUCAAAUAAAUACAGUUUUUGAUU
Arabidopsis arenosa is the source of this 782-nucleotide messenger RNA. NCBI's taxonomy places the organism in Eukaryota, Viridiplantae, Streptophyta, Magnoliopsida, Brassicales, Brassicaceae. The record is from the annotation of a GenBank genome assembly.